Molecule: messenger RNA, 1431 nt
Organism: Fragaria vesca subsp. vesca
Lineage: Eukaryota; Viridiplantae; Streptophyta; Magnoliopsida; Rosales; Rosaceae
Exons: 4
Coding region: 252-1295 (347 amino acids)
Molecular function (GO): ubiquitin-protein transferase activity
Source: RefSeq, a predicted model, not a curated record
GGAUCAUGGUUCAGUGUCCACACCCAGGUUGAGGAUUGAGGGAUCCCAAAUCAGCCCGCCGCAAAAAUCAAACCACCGAAGGUCCUCGAAGUUAAUUUGGCAAAAGUACAAGGACCAUUCAGCAAAAAUAUGCGAAUCUUUCACGGCCAGCUCGCUGUGCUUAUGACACAACAAGUAAUCUCUCCUCGCUCUUUCUCUCUCUACAGUUUCAGACUCUCUCCUUCUUCGUCACCACCUUGUGGAGUUUAGCUAUGGCUCUUCCCCAACACCACUUUCAACAACACUACCAGCCCCAACAACAGCAACAGCAACAGCAACAGCAACAGCAAACGCAAUCCAAGUCAUUCAGAAAUUUGUACGCGAUCGACGGUCAGAUGUCGCCGGCGGUGGCCUACUUCGACCCCAACGCCUUGCAAGAUCACUCCCAGCACCCGCCUUCGCCUUAUGUUCCCCCCUUUCAUGUAGUAGGGUUUGCACCGGGUCCGGUGGCUGCAACAGACGGCAGUGACAAUGGUGCUGAUUUUCAGUGGAACUAUGGCUUAGAAUCCAAGAGGAAAAAGCUCAAGGAGCAGGAUUUCUUGGAGAACAACUCGCAGAUGUCGUCGGUUUUGCAGCAGCAAUCAGUCUCGACAGGCUUGGGUCUGUCCCUUGACAAUAAUCGCAUGGCGUCUACAGGGGAUUCAGCUUUGCUGUCUCUCAUUGGCGAGGAUAUUGAUCUUGAGAUACAGCGGCAGGAUUCUGAAAUUGAUAGGUUCCUCAAAGACCAGAGUGAUCGUUUGCGACAAAAUAUCCUGGACAAGGUCCAAGCUGCCCAACUUCAAACUCUCUCAGUUGUAGAAGAAAAGGUACUCCAGAAACUCCGGGAAAAAGAAGCAGAAGUGGAAAGCAUCAACAAGAAGAAUAUGGAGCUUGAAAAACGAAUGAAUCAGUUGGAUCUUGAAGCCAGGAUUUGGCAACAUCAAGCCAGCAACAAUGAACACAUGAUCGCAGCUCUCAAGGAUAAUCUUGAUCAAGUAAUUGCUCAAAGUAGAGACAGCAAAGAAGGAUGUGGUGACAGUGAAAUAGAUGAUACAGCUUCCUGCUGCAAUGGCCGUUCCAUCAAUUUCAAUAUGUUCGGCAAGCAGAGCAAUGAUAUGAAAGAGGUGAUGACGUGCAAGGCCUGCAGAAUGAAUGAAGUGUGCAUGCUUCUAUUACCUUGUAAGCAUCUUUGCCUGUGUAAAGACUGCGAAAGUAAGCUCAGCGUUUGUCCUCUGUGUCAGUCCUCUAAGUUUAUCGGCAUGGAAGUAUUUUAUUAAUGUUACUCAGUUCAUGUGAAGUUGUAAUCUUAUGUACUCACAGGCAUUGUUGUUAUAAUCUGGUCAUUACUUGCUUGAAUAGCAUCCCAAUACAGUCGAUUCAAGUAAAGAAUUGCAUUGACUUUAGCCUUAUGUG